AAAAAAAAACUUAAAUUCGGGUUGCCUAGUAGAUCCCGAGAAAAUCGCCAGUUUGUUGUAUACAUUUUCUCAUAACAAUACCAAACCAUUUUCUCAGCUACCAAUCUAGGGCUCCUAUCAUUCUUCUUGUAUUUGGUUUCUUUUCCUAUUAUAGAAUUCGAGGUUAUACAAUUCAAGUCUGAAAUCACCAAUUUAUAAAAAAAAAUUUAUUAGAUCGUGACUUGUGCAUUCUCAGUUGGAUUCUGGGUAUGUUUUUGGAGUAGAGAUUCUGAUCAGGGGAAGCUAAAAUGAAAUUUGGAGAGACUUUCAUGGAAUAUCUCCAUGGAGAACAGGAGGGAUUUCUUGAUAAGUGCUCUCAUGUUGAGUACAAGAGGCUCAAAAAGGUCCUCAAAAGUUGCAGGGUUUGUAGGGAAUCGAGGGACUCUUGUCCUAGCAAUGGACAUGACGAUGAUAAUGGAAACCCCCAAUUGCAUCAUGAGUUCUGUCAAUGUGAAGCUUGCCCAUUGUGUGAUCAGAUGUUCUUUUCUGAACUAAUGAAGGAGGCUUCGGAGAUAGCUGGAUUCUUUACUUCAAGAGUUAGACACAUACUCCAUCUUCAUAUUUCAACUGGGAUGCAAGGAUACUUGUUGCGCUUUCGUCAUUGUUUCACAAAUGAUCAGCAAGCAAUGGUACAAGAGGGUCGGAUGUUGAUUGAAUAUGUUACCAUGAAUGCUAUUGCUAUGCGGAAAAUCCUUAAGAAAUAUGAUAAGGUACACAGCUCUGUUAAUGGCAGGAAAUUUAAAUCUAAGAUGCAGUCUGAACGUAUAGAGUUACUGCAAUCUCCUUGGUUAAUCGAACUAGGAGCGUUCUACAUGAACUUUAAUGAACGAGAUGGUGGGGAGUCCAAUAAGUUUUUCUCCUAUGAUCUCCAUUCUACGCAACCUGUAAUGACCAUGAUGCUUCCAGAUUCUGUAAAGCUGGAAUAUAAUCUAAGUUGUGCUAUUUGCUUGGAACUUGUUUUCAAUCCUUAUGCUUUGUGCUGCGGACAUCUUUUUUGUAAAUCAUGUGCUUGCUCAGCUGCUUCGGUGAUGAUCUUCCAAGGUCUCAAAGCUGCAAGUCCAGAGUCCAAGUGUCCAGUUUGCAGAGCGGCUGGAGUAUAUGGUGAUGCAGUGCACAUGUUAGAAUUAGAUCUGUUCUUGAAGAAAAGGUGCAAGGAGUAUUGGAAGGAGAGGCUGGUUGCGGAACGUGCUGAGAUGGUGAAGCAAUCUAAGGAGUACUGGGAUUUACAAACCAAGUUUAUGAUUGGAUAUUGAUAUAAUAGCUCCAAUUCGAUAUCUAAAACUUGGAAAUUUUAAUUUUCAAGCCGAACUUACGACGUGGAGAAUUCCCAACAGGGGUACCUGUUUUUGUUAUCACACAGUUUGCUAGUGCUGAGAGGAAUACUGCCAUUUUUCUCUGGCUCUUCACCCAUGCCAAGCCAGAGUUUCAUGAAAAUUUUCUGCAAAUUUCUCUCUUUCUGUGACAAGUUGGAGUCUUUUUUGUUUUUUGUUUUUUGUUUUGUUUUGUUUGUUUUCUGUGAAGAAAAUAACAUUGGGCUGGUGAUUUUUCUACAAAUAAAUCAUACUCCUAUAUAUAUGUAUAUGUUAUUGAUGCCAAAAUGUUUGUUUACAAGGUUGCUUGUCAGAUGUAUGUAGUUUUGCUUCCAGCUGAGGAUGUGGUUUUCGAGGUUUGAAUAUGUGAUACUCAAAUUGUUGGA
Messenger RNA from Camellia sinensis, 1735 nucleotides. Its product is annotated as SPX (SYG1/Pho81/XPR1) domain-containing protein / zinc finger (C3HC4-type RING finger) protein-like protein. NCBI's taxonomy places the organism in Eukaryota, Viridiplantae, Streptophyta, Magnoliopsida, Ericales, Theaceae. The record is from RefSeq and is a predicted model, not a curated record.